Cornus florida is the source of this 1309-nucleotide messenger RNA. Its product is annotated as protein REGULATOR OF FATTY ACID COMPOSITION 3, chloroplastic. Gene Ontology annotation, cellular component: cytosolic small ribosomal subunit; ribosome. Gene Ontology annotation, biological process: translation. Bases 143 to 1126 code for a protein of 327 amino acids. Gene Ontology annotation, molecular function: small ribosomal subunit rRNA binding; structural constituent of ribosome. The transcript has 5 exons. Lineage: Eukaryota; Viridiplantae; Streptophyta; Magnoliopsida; Cornales; Cornaceae. The record is from RefSeq and is a predicted model, not a curated record.
GGGAUAAACCCCUUCUGUAUCCCAAACAACACCGUUCUUCUUACCUUUCUCGCUCAUACCACUCCCCUCCCCUGCAUCUGGAGAGAAAAUAUAAUCAAAUUCCACCCUCCAGCACCAGCACCUUUCUUUCUCUACCGUUCCGAUGGAGACAAUUUUACGGACCUCCUUUACAACCACACCUGUCACUCCAGAGUUCGAGAAAUUGAUUAGCAGUGGUGGGUUUGCUAUGAAUCGAAGUAGUUGUUUGGUUUUCGCAAAUGGGUACUCUUCUUUGUUGCCAUUUUCAUCUCAGAAGAGCUCUCUGAGGCUCAGAAGAUCAGUGGUUGUGGAGGCCAAGAACGACAAGAAGAAGAUUGACACUCAUAGCUUUGUAGUCAAACCUGAUGAAGCAACUGGUCCUUUUCCCGAAGCUGUGUUGCUUAGAGAGAAAAAACUUCAGGAAGAUGGUAGCCUUCUUCCCGAGUUUGCAGACUCAGAAGAAGAGAAAAUAUUUGAAUAUCUGAAUCUUAAGCUCGAGAGCCAUUCGAAUGUCAAACAAAUGCGCCACUAUGAAGUGGUUUAUUUAAUUCAUGAGAACCACAAGGAAGAGGUUGGAAGUGUGAAUUCAAAGGUUGAAGACUUUUUAAGGGAGAAGAAAGGCAAGGUAUGGAGAUUCAGUGAUUGGGGUCUCCGAAGACUGGCAUACAAGAUCCAGAAAGCAAAGAAUGCCCACUACAUUUUGAUGAACUUCGAGCUGGAAGCCAAAUGGAUUAACGAUUUUAAGAGCAUGUUAGACAAAGAUGAGAGAGUCAUUCGGCAUCUCGUGAUAAAGAGGGACGAGGCGAUCACUGAGGAUUGUCCUCCUCCUCUGGAGUUUCAUACAAUGCGUGGCAAUAUGGAUGAUGAUGAGGAUGGUAUAGAAGAUGGUGAUGCCUAUGAGGAUGAAGACGGUGACGAUUUGGACGAUGAGGGUGAAAUAGAUAUGGCCAGCUACGAUGAUGAUACUGAAGACAGUAUAAUUUAUGUGGAGGACGAUGCUGACGAGGUCGAUGCUGAUGGUGAUAUAAAAAAGAGAAAUAAUAGAAAACCUAAUGUAAGUAGCACUGGAAGAAGAGUGAAAGCCGAGAAAGUAGGUUCAGGUAGGUAGUUUCUCUGUUCUUACUUAGGUUCAGGUAGUUAGUUUCUCUGUUCUUACUUUUUUGUUGUAAUUUUUGUUGGGGGGACAUUCAGGCAGUUUAAUGAAGUAGGUCAUAUUAUAUAUGUGUUUUUUUUGUUAUUCAAGUAUGUUUUGAUGCCGUUGGCAAUAUCAAAAGGACAGCCCAUUGCGUGA